AUGGCGAAAGUCAGACAUGACAUCAAAAGCGAACACGGUAUCCGUGUGAAGUGCGGUAUCAAAGGCGAGAGUAGAUAUCAAGACGACUCACCUAUUUAUUUGGUUAUGGAGGACGACUACGAUCACUCGGGACGAUGGUUAAAUUGCGACUGUCCGUCCGUCUCGGAGCCCCGCGGUAGUAUGCGAGCGAGCGGGCCGAUAAAUGGAGGGUGGCGCGGGGCGCCUGACGCGGCCGGCGCGAUAUACAGUUCGACGCACCUACAGCAUUGUGCUUGUGUACACCACUAUCGAUGA
Leptosia nina is the source of this 294-nucleotide messenger RNA. The record is from the annotation of a GenBank genome assembly. Lineage: Eukaryota; Metazoa; Arthropoda; Insecta; Lepidoptera; Pieridae.